Saccostrea cuccullata (small rock oyster) is the source of this 451-nucleotide messenger RNA. RefSeq lists its product as uncharacterized. Gene Ontology annotation, molecular function: serine-type endopeptidase inhibitor activity. The record is from RefSeq and is a predicted model, not a curated record. Lineage: Eukaryota; Metazoa; Mollusca; Bivalvia; Ostreida; Ostreidae. The transcript has 2 exons. Bases 7 to 423 code for a protein of 138 amino acids.
UUAGGGAUGAUUACAUGUAACAUCCAUAAAGAUAAUUAUUUGAAAACAGGUGGUGGUACUGACAUUGUUUGGACAGGAAAACAAACCAUAGUCUUUUACAGAAGGCUGAAAACAAAUAUGGGGUGGUUUCUGUGCUGCUUGCUGACUCUGAAUCUAUCAUUUGUGACUUGUUAUUUGGGUAUUACUUAUAAUUUAAAAGAUUGUGUGGACAUUCCGCCUGUCAGAUUCUGUGGAACGGCCGCCAGGGUUAGACCCCCUAUUGUUUUAUACUUCUAUGACAACAAUCGUGGUCUGUGUGAGCCCUUUCUAUGGUCCGACUGCCCUAACGCUCACUCCAAAAACGUGUUCCAAAGCAAGAGUGAGUGUGAUACUAUUUGCAAGGAUCCACUAAGUGUCAUUGAUAUUAGUCAAGAGCCAUUAUAAAUUAAUCAUGUUGAUUCAGUAUAAAUAA